Messenger RNA from Manis pentadactyla (Chinese pangolin), 603 nucleotides. RefSeq names its product polyadenylate-binding protein 4. Gene Ontology annotation, molecular function: RNA binding. Gene Ontology annotation, cellular component: nucleus. The record is from RefSeq and is a predicted model, not a curated record. Gene Ontology annotation, biological process: protein polyubiquitination; regulation of double-strand break repair. NCBI's taxonomy places the organism in Eukaryota, Metazoa, Chordata, Mammalia, Pholidota, Manidae.
AUGCACCAACAGCGCCAGAGGGGACCCGGAGAGGCUUGUGUGAGCCCGCAGCGGUGGCGACCGAACAGCCUGGGUGCAGCUCGCACACACCGGCGGCAGUGGAGCCAGAGGAGCCCGGUAGAGGCCCAUGCGGGAGAACCCCAUGCGCACCAGCAGCAGAGCCAGAAGGAGCAGGCAUCCACCACACAUGCUCAUCCUCCUCCUUGGGCUGUGGCUCCACAUACGUGCACGUCCAAUGUCAGCAGCCCAUGUCCUGUGAUUCAGCCUCUCCAGACACCCCAGCCUGCUGUACACGUGCAGGGGCAGGAGCCUCUGGCUGCCUCCUUGCUGGCGAAGGACCAGAAGCAGAUGCUGGGAGAACAUUUGUUCCCACUCGGCCAAACCAUGCAUUCAAACCUGGCUGGAAAGAUCACAGGGAUGCUGCUGGAGAUCGACAAUUCCGAGCUGCUGCACAUGCUGGAGUCCCCUGAGUCCCUCCGCUCUAAGGUGGAUGAGGUGGUGGCUGUUCCGCAGGCUCAUCACGCCAAGAAAGAAGUGGCCCAGAAGGUGGGCACUGUGGCCGCUGCUACCUCUUACACAAGGAAAAACCGCAUGUUUGGCUAA